Penicillium brevicompactum is the source of this 1689-nucleotide messenger RNA. Its product is annotated as FGGY-family carbohydrate kinase. The transcript has 4 exons. Gene Ontology annotation, biological process: carbohydrate metabolic process. NCBI's taxonomy places the organism in Eukaryota, Fungi, Ascomycota, Eurotiomycetes, Eurotiales, Aspergillaceae. Gene Ontology annotation, molecular function: kinase activity; phosphotransferase activity, alcohol group as acceptor. The record is from RefSeq and is a predicted model, not a curated record. The coding region runs from base 1 to 1689 and encodes 562 amino acids.
AUGUCUCACGAUGAGUACGAAGAAUACUAUAUCGGAAUCGACGUAGGCACUGGCAGCGCCCGUGCUUGUGUUGUUGAUAAAAAUGGCAACAUAAUCGGUCUCGCCUCGCAAAGCAUCAAGACAUGGCAACCACAUGCGGAUCAUUACGAGCAGUCAACCACCGAUAUCUGGAACAGCAUCUGCACUGCAGUCAGGGAAGUGGUUGAUAAAUCUGAGAUUCCAAAAGCAAAUAUUCGGGGUCUCGCGUUUGAUGCCACUUGCUCUCUUGCUGUCUUCAGCACCCAGACUGACCGACCGGUUCCUGUCAGCGGCACAGCAGUCGGUGAUGCCCGCAAUGUCAUUCUCUGGCUAGAUCAUCGUGCAGUGGAUGAAACAAAAACGAUAAAUUUGACCAAACACCAAAUAUUGCAGUAUGUCGGAGGCGGCAUGUCACCGGAGAUGGAGAUGCCCAAGAUCCUUUGGCUGAAGAAGCAUAUGAAUUCAAGCACAUUUCUUGAUUGCAAAUUCUAUGACCUUGCAGAUGCACUCACAUACCUGGCUACUGGAGAAGAAGCCCGCAGCUACUGUAGUGUGAUUUGCAAGCAGGGAUACCUUGCAUCGGGAACCGAUGGGGAGGAAGGCUGGCAGACGGACUUUUUGACCUCGAUCGGACUCGAAGAUCUCGCGCAAAAUGAAUUUGAGCGACUCGGAGGAACAGACACUAAGAACGGCCGGUUUCUUAGUGCUGGCGAAUGCGUUGGUCCUUUGACCAAAGAGGCCGCCGCUGAUCUUGGGCUUUUGCCGGGAAUCGCUGUCGGGUGGAUUGGCACAGUUGGAGCAAAGGUCGAUCUGGGACUCGACAGUGCAGUAGACAUGAAAGAGCACGUCUCACAUCGACUGGCGGUGGUGGCCGGCACCUCGACAUGUCAUUUGGCCAUGUCGAAGGACGAGUUGUUUGUGAAUGGAAUCUGGGGACCCUACCGUGAUGUUCUCUUUCCCGGCGCAUAUCUUGCCGAAGGAGGCCAGUCGGCUACCGGCGAGCUCAUACGACAGGUUGUUGAGAGUCAUCCAGCAUACCGAGAAGCAAAAGAAGCAGCAGAGAAAUCUGGCACCCAUAUCUAUGAUUUCAUGAACGACUAUCUUCAGAAACAAGCCAAGGAGUCACAGGUGGCCCACGUCGCUCAACUGGCCAAACACUUCUUUUUUACGAUGAGUGGAGCCGUCGUUGGUUUGAAAAGCGACCAAUCUAUCAAAAAUCUAGCUUUGCACUAUUAUGGUGCACUUGAGUUCAUUGCACUGCAAACCCGCCAGAUUGUCGAUACUAUGAAUCAAUGUGGGCAUCAGAUAUCGACAAUCUUCAUGUCGGGCUCCCAGACCCAAAACAGCUUAUUGGUUCAUUUGAUCGCCUCCGCCUGCAACAUGCCAGUCGUGCUACCAGAGUACAUUCAUGCUGCUAUGUGUCACGGUGCUGCUAUGCUAGCGGCUAUGGCGGCCAGCACAAGCCCCGGAAAAGAUCCGAAGAGCCUGUGGGAGAUUACGGAUCAAAUGAGCAAGCCAGGCCGACGAGUUGAUCCUACUAACGAUGCCAAGGAGCAAGGUCUUCUCCAGGCCAAAUUUGAGGUAUUUUUGGAUAUGUGUUCCAGGCAACGGGAAUACAAGGAGCUUGUGGACAACAGACUCAGUGGCGCGACAGAGAAGAUCAUACGUUGA